Molecule: messenger RNA, 552 nt
Organism: Drosophila persimilis
Lineage: Eukaryota; Metazoa; Arthropoda; Insecta; Diptera; Drosophilidae
Exons: 3
Coding region: 20-442 (140 amino acids)
Source: RefSeq, a predicted model, not a curated record
CGAACACAUUCGGUCGGCGAUGGGGAUGGAAAAGUCUCUUGAAGUGCAUAUAUCUAAAUGGCUGUGCUGUGCCGCUUCCUGCUACGAGGUGCCGCAGAAUUCCAGCUACCAAUGGGGUGUGGGGGUACGAGGAGGAGGAGAUGGCAAGGGCUGCAAGGGACCAAAGGGUGACAUUUUGCCGGGAGAAAUGGUGCAAGACGAAAAGGUUUGCGGCGUCUUUUAUUGCGCGACCGACAAGGGGGACGGCUUCAUCCACUACUGCCAACUAACAGCAACAUUCGCAGAGUGCAGUGGAACUACCGUGUCGACAACGGUGGACUUUCCCGAUUGCUGUUGGUUGUGCGUCAAGGAUAAGAAGUGCGAUAAGGAAGGUGGAGCAGAAGCAGGAGGAGCAGGAGGAGCAGAAGGAGCAGGAGUGGCCACAGAGAAGCCCCCACCUUAACGAGCACUCUUCAAUCAGUUCAACAAAAGUCCAGAUCGAAAUCUCUUAAAACACUUGUUACUUGUGAUGGUUUUCUUAAAUAAACAAUCCUAUACGAGUACAGUUCUCAA